CGUGAUCAUUCGAGCGAGUCUUCAACACCACGAAGCUCUCAGGCUCGAGAAUGGAACCAUCGAUCGCAAUGAUGGCGGAAACGCCGCGACGAAAAAAUCGCCGGCGGGAUUCCUUUCAUCGUCAUCAGCAUCAGCAUCAGCAUCAGCAGCACCAGUACCACCAUCAGCAAGAAGAACAAGAACCCCGGCACCGCACGGGGCAAAGCCGUCGCUACGACGCCUUUGAUUCGUACUCGAUUUCGUCGUCCUCGAGCGGCGGAACGUCGUCCCCGCCGGGCGAGGUUCCCCCCCGGCGGUCGCCACCGCUUCUCCAGCAGCGACGAGAACGAGAACGAGAAAGAGACCCUCCCCACGGGGGGACCGGCGGCUUUCCCGCCUGCGACCAAGAGAUCGGGGGCCUUUCCCUCCACGGAAGCCCGACCCCCACCACCACGAUGGCAAAGGCGCGUUCCCCGCGCUCCGGCAAGCUGGGCCGGGCCCGGAGGAGGGGCCACCGGUCGAGCGGGACCGCGGGMAGCGGCAACGGGGGCGGGAGCAGCYGCCAGGCCCACUUCAACGCCCACGGCCACAAGAAGCUCUCCGGGAGCGGGGCCAUGCCCCGAUCGGGAUCCCUGACGUCCAUCGGGAGCGACUCGGUCUCGGAGCUCUCGCUCCUCUCGAGRUACACGGCCGGAUCGAAGAGCAGCGGGACCAGCCUCUCGCGGAGGGGGGGCAGCACGAGCAUUGGCAGCAGCAUGAGCAGCAACAGCACGAGCCACAGCAGCAUUAGCAGCAUCGGCAUCGGCAUCGGCGGGACCCACGGACACGGCCACGGGCAGCAUCCCCAGGGGGGGCACUUUUGUUCCUCCGGUUCCCUCUUUGGGCUGACGAACGGGGCGACCUACUCGARCAGCGCGGGGCUCGUUUCCGAAGCGGACCGGGCCCGGGCCGRUUCCUGCGAUGGCGGCUACCACAAGGACCACCACGACUCGCACCCGCAUCCGCCGGCCUCCCUCCCGCCGCUCCCGUCCGUCUGGGUCAUCCUCUCCGAGCUCUGCCUGAUCGGCUCCCUCUGCUUCAAGCACGCCUUUCGCAACAUGCGCAAGCCCUGCCACGAGCUCCGCCGGAGGAUCCUCCGCGGGUUCCUCGGCCUGGCCGGGGUCCUGCUGGUCCUGGUCGCCUGGCUCUCCUACGAUUUCUACGCGGACGUCCAGGACGUCUGCACGCCGCCGCCUUCCGCCCCCGACUCCUUUUCCGCCUUUCUUUCUCCCUCCGGGGCGGGCGAACGCGGAAUCGAAAGCGACCCGCCCCGGCCCCUCGUCGAAUACUACGUGCACGGGAGGGGGACCGGCCACUACGUCCGCAGCGUCGCCAUCGUGGAACAGCUGAACCGGGCCGGGAUCGACGUCCGCAUGUUCCUGACGCGGGCCGCCAUGUGGAGGGCCAUGCACGAGGACGCCCGGAUCGUCGAGAACGACGACGACGACGACGAGGCAAGGAACCGGAGGCCGAGGGGAACCACCACCGCGAUCGCCGUCACCUCGCUCACCCCGGGCAUGGGGGUGCUGGAGUCCCUCUCGCACACGAUGGGCCGGGUGAGCGGGGACUGCGAGGUCUCGGAAGGUUCCGGSCGGUACCCCCAGCUCGUCGUCACCGACGGGGACUUUCCCGGCAUGCUCCGGGCCGAGCUGGGGGGGAUCCCGAGCGUCGCCAUCGCCCACGGCCAGCUCUUCUCCAUCGGCCAGAAGCCGGCCUGGAUCCGGGAAUCGAAGCAGCUGAACACGGCCUGGGACAGGGAGGGCCGGCUCAAUUCCGUGGCCAGCGCCUUCACCGAGUGGCAGAUCGCCACCCACUUUUGCUUUCUCGAGUCCAGGUUCCACAGCGGGACGGUGGCCCGGCCCCCGCUCCGGCCGGAGAUCCUYGGGAUGUCCGAUGCGCGCGGGUGGGCCCGGAAGGGGAAGCUCCCGCCGACGACCGGCGAAGGGUACCCGUACGUCCUCCCGCAGGAGGAACGCAUCCGGUCCCUCCUGCUGCCCCUGCGCGGGACCCCCGGCGGCAGCGACGGCAACCACGACCACGACCAGCACGACCACGCCCAGCACGCCCACAACCGCACGUCGGGAGCAGCGACCAACGAUGCACCGCCCCCGGCGGGCCGCCGCAAGCUGGUGAUUUGUUAUUUCCGGGACCACAACGGGGARAACGUGGURAACACGCUGCUGAGCCUCGGCGUCGACGUGCUGGUCUUUGAUCCGAACUUUGCCCUCGACAUGCCCGGAAAUCCCAAUCGCUACGGGGCCAAGUGGAUCAUCCACGACGACAUCCGGGACCGGGAACGAACCAGGCUGAGCCGGAUGGAAGGUGUGGAAUCCGCAGAUGCCGGCGCAGAUGCCGGCGCAGAUGCCGACACCACGAACGGAUUCCAGGAGCGUCGGAGGGUUUCCGAAAAUGCCGACCUUCCGAAUCCCGACGACGGCUUGAACGCAACCUCCGCCGUCAUCUCCGCAGCGAACGACAUAGCCCGGCAAUUCAAGGUCCRGCAGGGGCACCAAGACGGGCCGAAAGUGAUCCGGGUGACGGACCGGUCCUUGUUUGUUCCGUUGAUGCACGUUGCGGACGGGGUGGCAUCUUCGGCCGGAUCCCAGCUCAUGUCGGAAUGCAUCUAUUCCCGCAUGCCCCUCCUGGCAAUGUACAAGGAAAAGGAUAACGAGCAGCGACUCAAUGUGGAAUUGAGCCAACACGCCGAUGCCCCUUGCCAYCGACCCCUGGUCUACGGGACUUCCUUCGAAGACCUGGAAUCCACGAUCAAAUCGAAUGCCGCUCUGGGUUCGACAAAACAACCAGCGAYCCGCAACACCCAUGGCGGAAGYGCAAAGCGCAUUCCGAUUCCCGAAUCCUUCUAUAGCUUCGUCCGCGAGGUCCGUUCGAGUUCGGUGAGUGAUACAUACUACCGWAAUGCGCACGUGCUGGGUGGCGACAGCGCUUCCCRUYCCGCAGAGAGACCCUCGAAAGCAAAAGGCGAAGAGGGCACUGCCGACCAUCYUCCGGACAAUSUCUUGGAUGAGGAAGAUCCCUUCCAGRGUUUGCCCGAUGCGGCGGCCAUCAUUGUCGAGAUCGUAAAGCAGGUAAUCCAGAAAGGGUGAUUUUAAAAGCUAUGCAUUAAUUAGACGUGUGAAUUAUGAGUAUCCCGCUUGAUUUCGAACUCUUGAGCGUCGUAGCARUCGUCUACUCGAGAUAUACGAGCAACGAGGCAGAAGCGAAACGGCCCAGUCUGGUGUUGUCCAUGUCAUAAAGUUGGACCGAUCGAUAGCCCCGUCGUAGACAAUUCACGGGAAUAGCUGUUUGAGCGAGAAGCUUCCCCUGCUUUGUAUUCUGUUCCACACGGAAAACCAACGAGGCCACGUCGGGGGUUUCUAUGUCRAACUUCUUGCCCGAGUAGUCGUCGAAAAUAGGGCAGAAGCCGUUCUUGUUUUUGCAAGAUAUCUUGUGCUUGGAAACUCUGAGAUUCUCACCGUGAUCCGGACGCACAACGACAUCGUGGAGUUCCAGAACAACGCGUGGGUCGUCGAUGCAGGUGUCCUCGUUGGGAGUAUCUUUGUCGUCGAGAAAUGGCUUGGGUAUGCAGCUUCCCGAUAGAACGCGAAUUCUGAGCUUGAUUGAMGGCGGCUUUUCUCCAAGUCCCAACAACCAUAGCGGCUUGGGCAAAUAACCGAUCCCCCCGAUUUGACGAAAAAGCCCGUCAUUGAUAGCUAAAUCGGUGUCGUGUACUUGGAAAUUAAGCGACGACAUUUGA
This is a messenger RNA of Pseudo-nitzschia multistriata, 3772 nucleotides long. NCBI's taxonomy places the organism in Eukaryota, Bacillariophyta, Bacillariophyceae, Bacillariales, Bacillariaceae. The record is from the annotation of a GenBank genome assembly.